AUGGCACCCUCGCACCAUGUCGUUGUCAUUGGGUCUGGCGUCAUCGGCCUCACAAAUGCUGUAUUCUUGGCCGAAGCUGGAUAUUCAGUCACUAUCAUCGCAGCACACGUCCCUGGAGAUCAGAGUAUUGAAUACGCAUCACCAUGGGCUGGCGCUCACUGGCGAACACACGCCACGGUUGACGAACCAGUGCAAUGUGACUGGGACGUUCAGACGUUCAAGGCUUGGGAGGAAUUGUUAGCACGUGAAGCGCAGUCGAACGGGAUUGAUAAGUCUGAAUCCGGUUCUGGGUUAAAAAUGGUCGAAUCGAUCCAUUAUUGGGACAACGAGGUCACGGAAGACCUCUGGUGGGCUUCACAUGUGAAGGACUAUCGCGAACUGUCCACUUCCCAAGACCCGGUUCUUUCCCUCAACAAAAAUCAUCCAGCGCAUGCACCGAAGAUCCUGCACGCCGCAACGAGUCGGGCUUUCUCAAUCAAUGUGCCACAGUAUCUGCUCUAUCUCCAAGAGCGAGCUCGUGCGGCUGGUGUUGUCAUCUUUCAAAGUAAGUUGCCCAGCGAUGGCGGUAUGGAAAAGGCAUUAGCUACAGCCGAGGGCAUUAGCAAAGUCCUGGGUAGGGGCAAAGUCGAUUGUUUCGUGAAUGCUACUGGACUAGGAGCGUUGAGGCUUUGUAAUGAUAAUAAUCUCUAUCCUGUUCGUGGUCAGACUGUUCUUGUCAAAGGAGAGGCCAAGGCGACUCGGACGAGGUAUCAUGGUGGGAAGAUUGGUGAAGGAUCGACGUCGUAUUGUAUUGUACGUCCCGGCAGUGGGACAACGAUACUUGGAGGUACGAAGGAGAAAGGAAAUUGGAGUCCAAGCCCCGACCCAAAGUCUACGGAGACGAUCCUGCAAAGGUGUAGUUGGAUGGUUCCAGAGUUGCUGACAGCGGAAGAUGGCGGAUUUGAGGUUCUGAGUGUACAGUGCGGACUGAGACCGGGUAGGACGGGAGGUCCCAGAGUGGAGAGAGAGCUCAUCGGUGGAAGGAAUGUAGUUCAUGCUUAUGGACACGCAGGCGGAGGGUAUCAAAACUCGAUUGGCAGCGCAAAGGAUGUCUUGAAACUGGUCAAUGAGAGUGUUGAUGGGGAUCGAGGAGCAGAGGACGAAAUUAAAGCAAGGCUUUGA
Molecule: messenger RNA, 1161 nt
Organism: Ramularia collo-cygni
Lineage: Eukaryota; Fungi; Ascomycota; Dothideomycetes; Mycosphaerellales; Mycosphaerellaceae
Exons: 3
Coding region: 1-1161 (386 amino acids)
Molecular function (GO): FAD binding; D-amino-acid oxidase activity
Source: RefSeq, a predicted model, not a curated record